AUGUUUGAUCCUCCAAAGAAGCAUUCACCUCUAGGAAAUGGUGCUCCAGAGAAUUCCCUACCGUCCCAAUCACCCGCUUCUAUCCCUUACAGUUCAUCUUGUCCCUCUUUGCAAGCUCGUCUUCCAACACCUAGUGAUUAUGAGUCAAGUUAUAGUUCUCCAGGUCCCUACUAUACUCAGCCUCUAGUUGCAUUUCCUCCAACUCAUCAAACUUCCCUGUACUUACCCCAACAACUGCAGCGUUGGCAAGAACAUGGAGAUGAGCAUCGUCCCCAGAAAUUGCCGAGCCCAGAGCAGGUUGGUCGAAAACAAUAUCUGGACAAACAUGAUCUUCCAAGCCCGGAAACUCUCCAUCAUCUCGAUAAACAACCUUCAGAUUUGGUCACAUGUCCUACGCCACAUCAAGAAUCGGAAUAUACUAAUUUACAAAAGAAGCCGAUGAAAGAGAGGAUUCCUAACCAAUUAGAGGUUCCAGUUCCAGAAAUAUAUGAUCCUGUUCCAACAAAUAAUCGAAACAACUGCGAACAACGGAAAGAAAAUAAGCAGUUACAAACUCAACCGAUUCCUCGGCCUUUUUCAGAAGAGUAUCCACCUGGACACGAACCUCCUCGUUGUGCUUGCUGUAGCAUCUUAUGA
Messenger RNA from Theobroma umbraticum, 636 nucleotides. The record is from RefSeq and is a predicted model, not a curated record. NCBI's taxonomy places the organism in Eukaryota, Viridiplantae, Streptophyta, Magnoliopsida, Malvales, Malvaceae.